Molecule: messenger RNA, 4585 nt
Organism: Phodopus roborovskii (desert hamster)
Lineage: Eukaryota; Metazoa; Chordata; Mammalia; Rodentia; Cricetidae
Gene: Inpp5f
Product: inositol polyphosphate-5-phosphatase F
Exons: 20
Coding region: 156-3551 (1131 amino acids)
Biological process (GO): regulation of endocytic recycling; phosphatidylinositol dephosphorylation
Cellular component (GO): early endosome; clathrin-coated endocytic vesicle
Molecular function (GO): phosphatidylinositol-4-phosphate phosphatase activity
Source: RefSeq, a predicted model, not a curated record
GCCCCGGGGUGCUUCCCCUCCCUACGCCUCCGGGCCUUGUGUCCCCGGCCUCUCCCCGAGGUCGCGGUGGAGGAGGACGCCUGCAUCGCUCCCCGGCUGGCUGCUGCUGUGCCCGGGCCAGGGGACCACAGCCUCCCGGAGCUCGUGGGGCCGGCAUGGAGCUCUUCCAAGCCAAGGACCACUACAUCCUACAGCAGGGAGAACGCGCGCUGUGGUGCAGCCGGCGCGACGGCGGCCUGCAGCUCCGACCGGCCACUGAUCUGCUUCUUGCCUGGAAUCCCAUUUGUUUGGGAUUGGUAGAAGGAGUUAUUGGGAAAAUUCAGCUUCAUUCAGAUCUUCCAUGGUGGCUUAUUUUAAUUCGGCAGAAAGCAUUGGUGGGUAAACUCCCAGGAGACCAUGAGGUCUGUAAAGUUACCAAAAUUGCUGUCUUGUCACUUUCUGAACUGGAACCUCAGGAGCUUGAGCUGGAGCUCUGUAAGAAGCAUCAUUUUGGAAUUAAUAAGCCAGAGAAGAUUAUACCAUCCCCUGAUGACUCCAAGUUUCUACUGAAGACACUUACACAUAUCAAAUCCAACGUUUCUGCCCCCAACAAAAAAAAAGUUAAGGAAAGUAAAGAGAAGGAGAAGUUGGAGAGACGAUUACUUGAAGAGCUGCUGAAGAUGUUCAUGGACUCAGAGUCCUUUUAUUACAGCUUGACCUAUGACCUGACUAACUCGGUGCAGAGGCAGAGCACUGGGGAGAGGGAUGGCCGUCCCCUCUGGCAGAAGGUUGAUGACCGAUUUUUUUGGAAUAAGUACAUGAUCCAAGAUCUCACUGAGAUUGGUACUCCGGAUGUGGAUUUCUGGAUCAUUCCCAUUAUCCAGGGUUUUGUGCAGAUUGAAGAGCUUGUGGUUAAUUACAGCGAGUCAUCUGAUGAGGAGAAGAGCAGCCCAGAGACCCCCCCUCAGGAGUCCACCUGUGUAGAUGACAUUCACCCACGGUUUCUAGUGGCUCUCAUAUCUCGCAGAAGUAGGCACAGAGCUGGAAUGCGCUAUAAACGAAGAGGAGUGGAUAAAAACGGAAAUGUUGCAAAUUAUGUGGAGACUGAGCAGUUAAUUCAUGUUCAUAAUCACACCCUGUCAUUCAUUCAAACUCGAGGCUCUGUGCCUGUCUUUUGGAGUCAGGUUGGGUAUCGCUAUAAUCCAAGACCUCGGCUAGACAAAAGUGAGAAGGAAACGGUUGACUGUUUCUGUGCUCAUUUUGAAGAACAACUGAAAAUUUACAAAAAACAGGUUAUUAUUAACUUGGUAGACCAGGCUGGAAGGGAGAAGAUUAUUGGCGAUGCUUAUCUGAGGCAGGUGCUGCUCUUCAACAACUCACUGCUCACCUAUGUCUCCUUUGACUUCCACGAGCACUGCCGAGGAAUGAAGUUUGAGAACGUUCAAACCCUCACGGAUGCCAUUUACGACAUUAUUCUUGACAUGAAGUGGUGUUGGGUUGAUCAAGCUGGGGUAAUAUGUAAGCAAGAAGGAAUUUUUCGAGUUAAUUGCAUGGACUGCCUAGAUCGCACCAACGUGGUCCAAGCCGCUAUUGCACGAGUGGUCAUGGAGCAUCAGCUUAAAAAACUAGGUGUGAUGCCCCCAGAGCAGCCGCUGCCUGUGAAAUGCAAUCGGAUUUACCAGAUAAUGUGGGCUAACAACGGAGACUCUAUCAGCAGACAGUAUGCUGGGACAGCUGCUCUGAAGGGUGACUUUACAAGAACAGGAGAAAGGAAGCUGGCAGGAGUUAUGAAAGAUGGAGUUAACUCUGCAAAUAGGUACUACCUCAGUCGGUUCAAGGAUGCUUAUAGGCAAGCCGUCAUAGAUUUGAUGCAAGGCAUUCCAGUGACAGAAGAUCUUUAUUCCAUAUUUACCAAGGAGAAAGAGCAUGAAGCUUUGCAUAAGGAAAACCAGAGAAGCCACCAGGAACUGAUCAGCCAGCUCUUACAGAGCUACAUGAAGUUGCUGCUGCCAGGCGAUGAGAAGUUCCAUGGGGGCUGGGCCCUUAUUGACUGUGACCCCAGCCUCACUGACGCUGCUCACAGAGAUGUGGACGUGCUCCUGCUGCUUUCUAACUCUGCCUACUACGUGGCCUAUUAUGAUGAUGAAGUUGAUAAAGUAAACCAGUAUCAACGGCUAAGCCUAGAAGACCUGGAAAAAAUAGAAAUAGGUCCUGAACCUACUCUUUUUGGGAAGCCGAAGUUCUCCUGCAUGCGACUGCACUACAGAUGUAAAGAAGCGAGUGGUUACUUCCACACACUGAGAGCUGUGAUACGCAGUCCAGAAGAAGAUGGGAAAGAUACUCUUCAGUGCAUUGCAGAGAUGCUACAAAUCACCAAGCAAGCCAUGGGGCUGGAUGUUCCUAUAGUUGAGAAGAAGCUUGAGAGGAAAAGCAGUAAGCCUCAUGAAGACAUCAUUGGUAUCAGGUCUCAAAACCAAGGCUCUCUGGCCCAGGGGAAAAGUUUUCUAAUGAGCAAAUUUUCAUCUCUAAAUCAAAAAGUAAAGCAAACCAAAUCCAAUGUGAACAUUGGCAGCCUACGAAAAUUAGGAAACUUUACAAAGCCUGAAAUGAAAGUUAACUUUCUAAAACCAAACUUAAAAGUCAAUCUUUGGAAGUCAGACAGUAGUCUUGAGACCAUGGAAAACUCGGGAGUGAUGGAUAAUCAGGUCCAAGGGGAGUCUGACGGGGACAUGUCUUCAGAUAAUGAUUCGUACCACUCUGAUGAAUUCCUUACAGAUUCCAAGUCCCAGGAAGACAGGCAGCUAGCUAAUUCUUUAGAGAGUGUGGGGCCAACAGAUUACAUUCUCCCAAGCUGUGGUAUUAUUGCUUCUGCACCUCGAUUAGGCAGCCGGUCACAGUCUGCCAGCAGCACGGAUAUCAGCGUUCAUGCUCCUGCCGAGGCUACUGUUGGUCAUGGAGGUGGGCUUGCAAAAGGCCACGAGUCUCCCUUGAAGAAAAGUCCUUCAGCUGACAACAUACGGGUUUUGACAGGCUUUGCCAAGCCUGUGGAUGUUUACUGCCAUAGAUUUGUACAGGAUGCACAGAACAAAAUGACUGAGCUGUUGGAGACCAGGUCUGUGUCUCAGAAUAAUGAGGAAGGAAAUGAAAAGACUAACAAUGUUUCCAGUGAAGAAAACCAGUCAGAAUCACUGGGACAGAUGCCUUCUCGACCGUCCCAGUUAAAUGUCUCUUGUUCUUUGACAGGCCCACAGUUUUUAUCAGUUGAACCAGUACAUUCUGUGGUCUCUCAGAAGAGCCCCAGCUCUGGGUCCAGCCUGCUGGAACUGGAGGCAGGGCUCUGUGUGACUCCUUCUUCAGAGAGCAGCAGCAGAGCAGUCUCUCCCUUUGCAAAGAUCCGAAGCUCCAUGGUCCAAGUUGCUAGUAUUACCCAAGCUGGGCUAACUCACGGGAUAAACUUGGCAGUGGCCAAAGUUCAGAAAAGUCCAGCAGAACCUGAAGUAGUUAAUGAAAUUCAGCAAAAUGAACUUAAAAAUAUGUUUACACAAUGCCAGACACGAAUAAUUCAGAUUUAGAUUUUAGUCACAAUCCCAUGGUUUUUAUUUAAAAAAUCAAAAUGAAGUUUUCACCCAUCAGGUUUUUUUUUUGAACAGAUUUUGUCCCAAGUGCUGGGAUUAAAGAUGUGCCCCACCACAGACCAGCCCUCUGAGGCUAUUUUAACCCGUACUGAGUUUAGGAAUUGCAAAUUCUAAUUAUGUUUACUGACGAUUGUUUCAGUUUGAACCUGAGGAAAUUUUCAGAUAGACUAUAAGUGAUCAUCCUAGACUGUAGGCCAGAGUAGCUAAAAUACAUGCCAAGAAUGAUCUUACUGGGGAAGGUUCCGGAAAGAACCAAGCUGGUGUUUGGAGGGAGAAAGGGAGAUAUAGUCUGUGAAGCAGAUGCAGUGUGAAUACACCCGUUUAAAGAAUUGGCAUCUUCCUGCUCUAUCAGGUUCAUUCCUAUACACUGCCUCUAUAAGGAAAAUUAUACAUUUAGAUUUUAGUAACUUUUACUAGUGUGCAGAAGUACUAAAUUAAAAAAAAAAAAAACAGUAGUCUUAACAGCUUAUUUGUCAAUGAGGUUGAGAAUCAACAGUAGUGAAAUAAUAUAUUUUCAUCUGAUUGAUCCCAGUUUCUCCCAUAUUCUUUCUUCUCUUCCAAACUCCUAAACACACACCUGCUCCAAGAACAUAAGAUCAUGUACACUGACUGACUCUAGGACUCUUUAGAAAUGUCAGGUUUUAACUCUUUCAAGGGAGACAUCUAGCAUCUCUUGUAGGUUCCAGAACCAUGGAAAACCUACUUAAAGUGUAGGUUAAUACUGGUUUUAUACAGUAAUUGACCAGCAAGGACACUGGCCUCUUGUGUAUCCCAGAGUAAGAAAGCAGUGUGGCACAUUCCAGCAGGUAUCAAUGUCUCUGGCAUCCGCAGAGCCUUACUCUGGUGAAGUGACUCAUAGUUGAACAUGAUGUCCGUUGUCACUGUUGUAACUCUGGUAACAAGCAUUCCGCUUUUGUUAUUUAUUAGAAGUGUCAAGUCUUGUGACUAUUAAAGUACCACUUUAAGUCAAA